CACAGAGACCAGGGGAGGUGGUGACAAGCGCCAGGUUAUGCUCUUCAAAAUUUGACGCUGGCACUGCUGAUUAGCAUCCGAUCUUAGGCUCCACGGGUGACACCGCACAGUUGGACGGCUUGCCUUGUUGCAAGCAAUUCGGCCUCUACGCCAUGGAUCAGUCGGCCUUCAGACAGCUUCUCUCGGCGAAAUCUUCUUCGGGGAGCGCAGCCAGCUCGAGCACGCCCGGAAAUUCAAGCGGGUCUAGCAGCUCGCACAUGAGAGCAUUUGGUGUAGCUCCCAAGCGCCCCACCGCGUCCGCAACGGGCCGCGGUGGGGCGAAUGUCUUUCAGCCUCGCAAGGUGGAGAAGCAGAGGCAGGACUCGCGUCCGAAUCAUCAGCAAGGCUCGAAAAAGAAGAAGGCUUCUUCGCUGGGAGAAGGAUAUGUCGAUCGCGCAGAGGCCCGACGCAGAGGAGACAAGGAUGAAUUUGCAGAUGCUGAAAAGCUUCUUGAAGGAUAUAAAUCCCGGAAUGAGGGCCGUGAUGCAUCUGAGCUGGAAGAGGAAAUGAGGCACCUAGGCGGAGACGAAAAGCAUUCUGUACUUGUGAAAGGCCUUGACUUUGCAUUGCUGCAAGCAAACAAGGAGAAGCUCAGAGGCGAAGGGAGAGUCGAUGCUUACGGGCACAAUGCGAUCGAAGAUGACGACCUGGAGGCUGCCUUUGCGCAAGGAGUAGCUGGUGCUAGAACUGAGCCUGAGGCACAUCUCACCGACCAAGGCCCUCUGUCUGCGGCGUCGGAUGAGUUCGCACGCGCCAAAAUGGAGGGAAAGUUCAAGCCGAUUGGUUUGGCGACAGGGUCAAACGAGAAACCAGAAUACAAGAUUGUCAACGGGAAGCGGAUGCGCAAGAAGCGCAAAAACCCGCCAGUGGAGGCGGCGCUGCCGGCGCCGGCGGCAAGGCAGGCAACGGAUCCAGCUGUGUCCUCACGAUUGCCGCAACGACAGCCAGAAGGCCGUGCCCCAACGAAGCAGUCCGUUGAUGUGAACACUGCCUUAGGAGAACCGAGUAUUACUUCUGCGCUUCAACGGACACCAAAGAAACCGCAUAAAAAUGUUGCUUCUCAGACGACAACAGGGGACAAUCAGAUUUCCGACUCUGACGUUGAACGCCAGCCCGAACGCGAGUCAGCAAGCGUGAAACGAGCAGAAUACCCUGCGCUAUCCGUAGAAAAGGCACCCACCCCAGCACUAGUAGCUGCGAGUUCGUCAAUACCGCAGGACCCUCUCGGAGAUGACGAUGAGGACAUCUUCGCAGGCGCUGGAGAGUGGGUGGGCGUGGCUGAUGAUGAGGACGAGGAAUUUGAACAAGAAUGUGAGACGAUAGAAGAAGAUGAUUGUACGCUCGCUCAGCCGUCCAAAAUAGGAUCUGGCAAGCGCGGCUGGUUCGCAGAUUUUGUUACAGAGAAGGACUCCAGUGGCACGCUGGAUAUUCAGCUUCCAUCAGGCUUAAGCAACAUUCUCGACUCCGCAAAGGCAUCAUCAUUCUCGGCUGUGCCAGGUGCGGCAGUAACGACUUCCAGCGCGGAUGCUGCGCGGCCAAAGUUGUCAGCGAGCACGGACAAGUCAGCAGCAGGCCCGGCAGGCACCGGCCGUUUGCAAGGCUUCUCCGACUCCGCACUGCCGUCGGAGGUGAGCCGGGAAAUGCUGAAGCGCGAGAUGGAGCGUGAGGGACGCCGUGCAGUGGCGAUCGCGAAUGCGCGAAGGGACCGCAAGGCGAAGCGUGCGCAUGCGGGUGCUGGCGCUGGGCCGAACGGGGAAGAUGGAGAGCGUGUCGACGGAGAUGAGGGGAGACAGGAGAAGAAAAGACGAGGAAAUAAUGGUCAUAGUGGAGGGGGAGGGGACGCGUAUGAUUCCGAUUGA
This is a messenger RNA of Tilletiaria anomala UBC 951, 1898 nucleotides long. RefSeq lists its product as uncharacterized. The record is from RefSeq and is a predicted model, not a curated record. Lineage: Eukaryota; Fungi; Basidiomycota; Exobasidiomycetes; Georgefischeriales; Tilletiariaceae. Gene Ontology annotation, cellular component: nucleus. Bases 153 to 1898 code for a protein of 581 amino acids. The transcript is spliced from 2 exons. Gene Ontology annotation, biological process: mRNA splicing, via spliceosome.